Messenger RNA from Juglans regia (Persian walnut), 2392 nucleotides. RefSeq names its product protein ESMERALDA 1. Lineage: Eukaryota; Viridiplantae; Streptophyta; Magnoliopsida; Fagales; Juglandaceae. The record is from RefSeq and is a predicted model, not a curated record. Bases 265 to 1938 code for a protein of 557 amino acids. The transcript is spliced from 10 exons.
GUCAUUUCUCAACACAUUUCCUGCCCAAAAAGGAAAAUACUUUCCUUCCUUCCAAACACCAUCCGUCUUCAUCAAUCUUCAUAGCACGUGCACCCCCAACUCUCUCUCUUUUCAAACCAUACAAACGUUCCCUUGUCUCUUUGUGUCUCUACCAUUUGUUCUCUCUCUAAACAUACAGAAGGUCAGAGGAAGAGAGAGAGAGAGAGAGAGAGAGGUAGAGCAAGCAAGCCAGAUCAUAUGACGACGUCGUAGAGAGAGAAAAGGAUGCACGCAUACAACAGGCUACCGAGCAGUGGUCACAACACACCGUCCCCGCCCGCGUCGCCGCUCAGGUCACCCCGGUACCGCCGGUCGAAGGCGGGGAGGUUCGGGCCGGCCCAGCUUCAGCCUGGUCGCACACUGCCACAGCGCCUCGCCUGGCUGCUCCUCUCCGUCCUCCUCCGCCGCCAGGGCAUCUUCCUAUUUGCCCCUCUCAUUUAUAUCUCGGGUAUGCUCCUCUAUAUGGGUUCUGUCUCCUUUGACGUCGUUCCCGUUAUCUCCCAUCGCCCCGCGCCCGGCUCCGUCUACCGGAGCCCCCAGCUUUAUUCUAAGCUCCGACCCGAUAUGGACUCCGACAACUCAUCCGCCGAUGCGAUAUCAACUAUAUGGAAACACGCUUAUAAAGGUGGCGGGUGGAGACCAUGUACUAACAAGUCUUUAGGAGGUUUACCUGAUACAAAUGGUUACAUUUAUGUUGAGGCGAAUGGUGGCCUGAAUCAGCAAAGGACGUCGAUAUGCAAUGCAGUUGCUGUGGCGGGAUACCUUAAUGCAACCCUUGUAAUCCCCAAUUUUCAUUUUCAUAGCAUUUGGAGAGAUCCUAGCAAAUUCAGAGACAUUUAUGAUGAAGAUUAUUUCAUCAGUAACCUGGAAAAUGAUGUACGAGUGGUUAACAAGAUUCCGGCAUACAUAAUGGAACGGUUUGACCAGAACAUGAGCAAUGUUUACAACUUCAGAAUAAAAGCUUGGUCGCCCAUUCAGUAUUAUAGAGAUGCAGUGCUCCCAAGGUUACUUGAAGAAAAGGUUAUAAGGAUUUCUCCUUUUGCAAAUCGAUUGUCAUUCGAUGCUCCUCCAGCUGUUCAACGGCUUAGAUGCAUGGCAAACUAUGAAGCUUUAAGGUUUUCAAGUCCUAUAUUAACAUUAGGAGAAAGCUUGGUUGCAAGAAUGAAGGAACGCAGUGCAAAUAAUGGUGGCAAAUACAUUUCUGUGCAUCUUCGUUUUGAGGAGGAUAUGGUUGCUUUCUCUUGCUGUGUCUUCGAUGGUGGAGAGGAGGAAAGCGCAAACAUGAGGGCAGCAAGGGAAAGAGGUUGGAAAGGGAAAUUUACAAAACCUGGUCGAGUUAUACGUCCUGGAGCAAUCAGGAUCAAUGGAAAAUGUCCACUUACUCCUUUAGAGGUAGGCUUGAUGCUUAGGGGAAUGGGCUUUGAUAGAAGCACUUACAUCUACUUGGCAUCUGGAAAGAUAUACAAUGCUGAAAAAAAUAUGGCCCCGCUAUUAGAGAUGUUCCCAAAUUUGCAAACUAAAGAGAUGCUGGCAUCAAAUGAGGAACUCGCUGCAUUUAAGAAUUAUUCUUCCAGGAUGGCUGCUAUAGACUACACUGUUUGUCUCCAUAGUGAGGUUUUUGUGACAACUCAAGGUGGAAACUUCCCCCAUUUUCUGAUGGGCCACCGGCGAUACUUGUAUGGUGGACACUCGAAGACAAUCAGGCCCGACAAGAGAAAGUUAGCAUUACUCUUUGAUAAUCCAAAUAUUGGAUGGAAAAGUUUCAAGCGCCAGAUGUUGAACAUGCGGUCUCAUAGCGAUUCCAAGGGAUAUGAACUCAAAAGGCCAAAUGACUCGAUAUAUACCUUUCCAUGCCCAGAUUGCAUGUGCCGUACAAACAAAUCAGAAGCCACUGCCUGAUCUGAUUGGAUAGAGAGCUAUGUUGCGUGUUGUGUACCUGACUUUCUGAGCACAUCUUGCUGCUGAUCCCCUUAUUCCGUGUUGUAAUUCUUUCAUUUUUUCCCCUUUCCUCAUGGCGAGAGGGCAUACUCUUCAAUUUUGGGAGAUUCGAACAUUUUGCUGGAGGUUACAUUGACCUGAUUACUUCCGGGGAUUGGCUUGUGCGGGGACUCGCAUCUUUUUGUAUAUGAUGCCAGAGGAGAGAACAUAUAACGGACAUUCUUCCCAUCGCAGGAGCUUCCCCGGCAUAAACACUGAGCAUUGUUUUAUAUCUUUUUCACAUCUUAAGUUGCAGCUGCUGUAUCUAACAAAAAGCUGUGAAGCGACACAUCACAUUCCUACACACCCUGGCUUUGUCAUGUUUGUACAUUAUUUGAUCUGCAUUUGUAAACCUUUAGACACAGGUUGAAGUUUC